AUGAGAUGCAUGCGAGCGUGGUGGUUGGGCAUUAGGUUCAAGGUCUAUGUUACGUGGAAGCGGCGAAGAGAGGAACCAGAGAUGCAGCACAAUACUUGGGCUUUCUAUACUGAUCGCCAUUUCCGCCACGGAAAGAAUUCAUACGUCAAGCUUGCCAUGGCACCUUGUUAUGAACCUUAUGUGAAGUAUCACAUGCGAACCGACCUAGGACGCCCUUACUAUCCCGGCUUUAUUGGUUUCUACGAGGGAAGCAAGAAGGCUGCUAGGGCGCGAUCCCGUGGUUCCUACAACGCCUCGCAAGACUACCAAAUGGAUUCACCGCUCGCAAACUCUGAGACCCAAUACUGGGACAAGACAUGGGGCGAAAUGACGCACGAGGAAAAAGUACUAUUUCUUCGGAAACGCCUGAUCACGCCCUUCUCGCAAGAGACCCUCGAAAUGCUGGCUCUGCUCGUGAGCCUCAAGACCAUCGACGUCUUCAUUGAGAAGUUCGGCAGCAAUCCCCCCCCUGGCCUCUGCAUUUUACCUCCAAACGACGAUGACUGGGGAAACUGGUGGUCGUCUCGGUUCCCAGACGCGGAACACCAAAAUCCCAAUGUCAAGUUCCCAGCGCCGCAUGUCAGGUACACUUCAAUAUACCUGCACCAUUCGUGUAUGGCUUCUCGCGAGGCGCUCAAAAAGGCAAUAGACGAGGACCCCGAUAAAUACCGGUUCUCCAAAACAAUCAACGAGAUCGUCCAGGAGGAGGACAUCAUGCCUGCGAUUCGGUCGAUGCAGUGGCUGGCGAAUGGGUGGACGGAUCUGAGUCGCUUCGAGUUCAUUCUUGUGAUUGUGACGGCAAGAGUCGCCAUGGUAAAUAAAUUGCUUGAUCCCUUUCGAAAUGUCGAUGGCUUUGUGGGGGAAUUGGAUCGCGUGCCGAUGAAAGUGCGAAUGAACUGUUUCCCUUUCUUGCAAGGCGAGCGUUUGAUUUUUGUGUGA
This is a messenger RNA of Clonostachys byssicola, 978 nucleotides long. NCBI's taxonomy places the organism in Eukaryota, Fungi, Ascomycota, Sordariomycetes, Hypocreales, Bionectriaceae. The record is from the annotation of a GenBank genome assembly.